AUGUCCAACAACAAGAUGCGCCCUGAAGAUCUUCCCAUGUGGCUUCCCCUCCGAGAGGGGUGUGAAUGGGACUCGAUCUUCAACAUGCACGAGUGCUUCGACCCGGAGUACGACACGCUCCCACUCGCGCUUCUCCGACUGGCUUUCUGGGCUUUUGCGGUGAGCCCGCGGUUCCUGUGGUGGUUGCUGAUGCUGUACCACUUCCAGAGGUUGAUCAACGCCUCCAGGACCGUGGUGCUCCUGCAGUCCGUCACGGCGGCGGCCCUCUACCUGAUCCCCUGGAUCUGGCAGAGCGACUACUCACGUCUGAGGUCGCAGACAGAGCCUUUCUUUGCCGAUUGCUGGCAGCUCUGGCUCCUCCUUUCCUCGCCAAACAUUUUGUUUUCGGCGUACCACCUCCCCGGAACCAUCCGGGACGGCAUAGUUCUCGCAAGAGACUAUGCCUACCGCUGCAUGGACCUGGAGAUUCUGUUUCCAGAGCCGGGUGAGGUGAACCUCGACGCCGAUCCCAGGGACACGGAUGGGGAAGCCUUCUUUAAGAAGCUCCUCGCCGAGGACCGGGAGAGGCGUCGCAGGAGGGAGAGUGAGGAGCAAGCCACACGAGAGAACGAGUUGGCGAUGCGGGAACAGGAACGGGAGGUGAGGGAGAGGGAGGCAGUAAGGCAGAAGGACCUUGAGGAGCGACGACGCGACGAGGCUGCCAGACAGAACCAGCAGCGAAGGGGUUAUGACCCCGACGCUGCUUGGGCCGGUCUGGCGGCCAUCUUUCGUCGAUCUGACCGUCGUUGGCGUCCUCGAGUUCCGGAGCCUGAACCCGAGCUCGAACUCGCCAGGGUCAAGGUGCAGGACCCUAGGUCGAAGGGUUCUCGAAAGGUCACCGCGUUUUACAGCCGCGGUACCCAGACGGAGCCUCGAGAUCUUCCCGGGGAGCGAGCAUCGGGCGAGGCAACCUCAUCGAGGUAUACCUCAAACGGUGUUCAGACGGACUCAAUGACCGAGGAGAAGCAGCACAAGGCCCCUGCUUCCAAGCCACAGGAGAAGGCCGCUUCAUCUCCCGCAAGGGAUCCUCAACCUUCGAGACCGACUCCCACUCCUGCUCCAGAGUCUCCCAUGGUCAAGCCGCCGACCGACGAAGAGCCCUCCGAGAGGCCAGAGCCGCCUGUGUCGGCUUCCCCCAGACCCUCCGCGCCCAGAUCAUCGGCGUCUCGACAGCAUGUCUCGUCUCCGUCUACGAGAACGCUGUUCGAGACGAGGGUGUCGACCAACCUCCAAGGUCGUCGCCCUCGUAGCCAUGUGAAGGCAACGAGGCGUUUGGGGCGAAGUCGUCCAGGAGGGCUGUCUGACUCUCCCGCUCCCGCUGGAGGAAGGGUCGACGAGACCCCUUCGAAGUCAUCGGAGUCCUCGACUCGAGAAGGCGAGCAAGUCCUGGAGCAGGCCACCGCCGCCGUCGCCGACCCCAUCCCCCCCGUCCAGGAUGCUCCGGACACCACCAGCUCGUCCUUCAAGAGACCCGAGGACUUUGAUGACUUUGAAGAGUGGUUCAACUCUUCCCCUCCUCCCUCCGACUUCAACGCCGCCGACCUGUCCUUCCUGCCUGUGGCUCCGGCCACUACCACCACCACCACCAACCAGGAUCUUUCUGGUUUGCAGGACGACAACGACGACAGCAUGGCCCUCGGGGACCUUCUCGGUUCGGUUCUAGGAGAGAUGAGUCUGCGCGACUCCGCCGAGGUUCGCUCGACAAGCGACCUCAUGGAUCUUGACCAAGAUCCCGAGGAGAGUACCAUCGGUCAGGAUCAGCUGGCAUCAGAGAUGGAGAUCGUCAGUGGUGACGACUCCGGAGAUGCUGGUCCCCUCCCUAUCCUCUCAUCUGAGAUGGACUGGGAGGGUGAGGAGAGUUCCGACAUUCUCAUGGGAGAUGUCGAAGCUCUCCCUGAACCACCGAUGGCUCUCACUCCAUCAACCACUUCCGCCGCGACGACGACAGCAUGGGUCACUGGGCCCGAGACUUCACACCCUCAACCCGCUUUCUCCCCCCUUACCUCACCUGCGACCGUACCAGACGUCGCCCAGUCGGAUCUCCAGCCUGAAGAGACCGACCAGUCACAAGAUGAGCUUGACGAGCUCGAGAGAGACCUGAUCGCAGCGUUCGAAGAGAACGACGACAGCAGUGACCCCGAAACAGUCAUACACAUUUCCCCUCCUGACCAACCCCAGGAAGCAAGCCAGGCAGAGAUGGCGAAGCGACACAUCUUGAAGCCCAGAUCUCGCAGAACCAAGGACACUAUCACCACCGCGCCGACCCCUAAACCUUCUUCUCAACCUCAGCAGGACACAGCUGCUUCUACCACCGCGGCGAACGAGCCUGCGCAUAUCCCAGCUAGCCAGAUAGGCAGCUUGAGCCUCCCAGGAGGCAACAUAACCACCAACACGCCGACCCCUACACCUUCUCCUCGACAGCAGCAGGACACAGCUGCUUCCCCCGCCGUGAUUCAGCAAGAGACUGUUCCGGCCAUUCAGAUGGGCGGCUUGAACCUCCCAGGAGGCAACAUAACCACCAACACGCCGACCCCUACACCUUCUCCUCGACAGCAGCAGGACACGGCUGCUUCCUCCCCUACACCAAAAGGCCCCCCCCGAAAGGGAUCUAUACUCUCAGAAACCCUCAUGACUGAAUCACCAGAGGAGAUGACGCCGAUUCAGACACCUGUUCGACGCGAUUCUACCCCCGCCGGAACUCCCAAAGACCUCCAAGAGGCAGAGCUCCAGAGGACACUUCGACGCAUACAGGCAAGGAAGGGGAAGAAGCCUCAGCUCUUCCACUCCAAGAAGUCAACCCCGACGAAAUGA
Messenger RNA from Fusarium vanettenii 77-13-4, 2850 nucleotides. RefSeq lists its product as uncharacterized. NCBI's taxonomy places the organism in Eukaryota, Fungi, Ascomycota, Sordariomycetes, Hypocreales, Nectriaceae. The record is from RefSeq and is a predicted model, not a curated record. The coding region runs from base 1 to 2850 and encodes 949 amino acids. The transcript has a single exon.